This is a messenger RNA of Lagopus muta (rock ptarmigan), 2674 nucleotides long. RefSeq names its product alpha-1,3-mannosyl-glycoprotein 4-beta-N-acetylglucosaminyltransferase A (gene MGAT4A). The record is from RefSeq and is a predicted model, not a curated record. Gene Ontology annotation, molecular function: acetylglucosaminyltransferase activity. Bases 981 to 2588 code for a protein of 535 amino acids. Gene Ontology annotation, biological process: protein N-linked glycosylation. NCBI's taxonomy places the organism in Eukaryota, Metazoa, Chordata, Aves, Galliformes, Phasianidae. The transcript is spliced from 16 exons. Gene Ontology annotation, cellular component: Golgi stack; endoplasmic reticulum-Golgi intermediate compartment; endoplasmic reticulum.
UCUUAAAAGAAUAUAAAAUGCCUGAGCUACUGUAAAUGUUACUUGAGCUGUCUGUAAAUCAGUUCCCCAUCCCCAGGUGUAAAGCAGGACACUGCUUAAUUUAUUUCUAUGUUCUCAGUCUGUUAGAACUGUGCAUUUAGGUGCUGUCUGCAUUUGGACAGCUGAGAGCUGAGGGUUUUCUUUCCUGGGCUAUGGGCCCUCUACCUGUGGUAAAAGUGACCUGUGGUUGACUGCUAUGUUUUGCCCUUGUGCCGAUGUGGUGAGGAGACAGGAGCAGUACGGAUGCACUGUGGUGGUGUUGUGGGCUUUCUGGGUUGUUGUCAGCUGUUAUGGAUUGAACGGUCUCUGCGUGUGUGACAGCAGCCCGUGCUGUUGCUGCAGCUAAAUGAGGGGAAAAAAAAAAUAAAUGAUUGUGGCUGGAUAAAGUGCUUUGGCACUGAACAGGGAGAGAUGAAUGAUAUAUGUUUGUAAAUGCUAUUUAAAGCUCUGAUCUCUCAGAUCACCGGGGGUGGUUCUACUGCUGCAUUUGCAGCCUCCGCUCACUGAUUUCAGAGAGGCUUUGUUAAAGUGAGUGCUUAGGAGUGGGGCUUUGGACUUGCUGGCUUCCUGAAAACCCUCUGGUAUCUACUCGUCGCCUGCUGGAGGGAUGUGUGCUGUUGCCUUGAGCUGCAGCCUGCUGUAGGUAGCCUGCUUUAGCAGGGGCUUGGACUGCAUGGUCUCCAGAUGUCCCUUCCAACCUGUGGGCUUCUGUGAUAAAAUUCUAAUGAAUAGAAGAGAGAGGACAUAUCAUUUAUGAGAACCCUAAGAAAGUUUACAGCAGUGUGGAAUGGAUUGAUUUGUGACACCUUUGAUAUGUGAGAGCUCUGCUUUGCGUUGGCCUGGCUGCUGCUGGUGGACCUGAGCUGACCUGAUUGCAGCAAGCCCAACAAGACCGGUCCUUGUCGCUAACGGAACGUAACCAAGUGUGAUGCUGCAAUGAGAUGAGGCUCCGAAAUGGAACUGUGGCCACCGUGUUAGUUUUCAUCACUACUUUCCUCAGUUUGUCCUGGUAUACUGCGUGGCAAAAUGGGAAAGAAAAGUUGAUUGCAUAUCAACGGGAAUUUCAUGCUUUGAAGGAACGUCUUCGUAUCGCUGAGCAUCGGACUCUGCAACGCUCUUCUGAGCUGAAUGCUAUCUUGGAGCAAUUCAGGCGUGCUGUAGCAGAAACGAAUGGAAGUAAGAAUGCACUGAAUAAUUUUUCAGAUGAGACGCUGAAACUACUAAAAGAACUAACAAGUAAAAAAUCUCUUCAAGUGCCAAAUAUUUAUUACCAUUUGCCUCAUUUGUUGAAAAAUGAAGGAAGCCUUCAACCUUCUGUGCAGGUUGGCCUUGGAAGGACAGGAGUUUCCAUUGUAAUGGGAAUACCUACAGUGAAAAGAAAAGUCAAGUCUUACCUUACAGAAACUCUCCACUCCCUUAUUGAUAAGCUGUCCCCUGAAGAAAAACUGGAUUGUGUUAUGGUUGUCUUUAUAGGAGAGACCGAUCUUGAUUAUGUUAACAAUGUUGUUGCGAGCCUGGAAAAAGAAUUUUCUACAGAGAUCAAUUCUGGGUUGGUGGAAGUAAUAGCCCCUCCUGCAACUUACUAUCCUGAUUUGACAAACUUGAAAGAAACGUUUGGAGACUCAAAAGAGAGAGUGAGAUGGAGAACAAAACAAAACUUGGAUUACUGUUUUCUUAUGAUGUACGCCCAGAAAAAGGGAGUUUAUUACAUCCAGCUUGAAGAUGACAUUGUUGUCAAGCAGAAUUACUUCAGCACCAUAAAGAACUUUGCGCUUCAGCUCGCUUCUGAAGAUUGGAUGAUUCUGGAAUUUUCUCAGCUGGGUUUCAUUGGCAAAAUGUUCCAGUCUCCAGAUAUCACUCUUAUUGUAGAGUUCAUAUUUAUGUUUUAUAAGGAGAAACCAAUUGAUUGGCUUCUGGACCAUAUCCUCUGGGUGAAAGUGUGUAACCCUGAAAAAGAUGCUAAACAUUGUGAUCGGCAGAAGUCAAACCUACGGAUACGCUUCAGGCCUUCUCUCUUCCAGCAUGUUGGCCUCCACUCCUCCCUGGCAGGAAAGAUCCAGAAACUCACAGAUAAAGACUUUCUGAAACCGCUACUGCAUAAAAUCCACGUGAAUCCACCUGCAGAGGUUUCCACAUCUUUAAAAGUGUACCAGGGGCACACGUUAGAAAAAACAUAUGUAGGGGAAGACUUUUUCUGGGCUGUCACACCGGUUGCUGGGGAUUAUAUUCUAUUUAAAUUUGACAAGCCUGUCAAUGUAGAAAGGUACUUGUUCCACAGUGGCAAUCCAGAGCAUCCAGGAGAUAUACUGCUAAACACAACCGUGGAAGUUUUGCCUUUUCAGAAUGAAGAACUGGUGUUAAGCAAAGAAACCAAAGACAAACGCUUAGAGGAUGGUUACUUCAGAAUAGGGAAAUUCGAAAAUGGUGUUGCUGAAGGAAUGGUUGACCCCAGCCUAAACCCUAUUUCAUCAUUCCGGCUUUCAGUAAUACAAAAUUCAGCAGUCUGGGCAAUUCUGAAUGAGAUUCAUAUUAAAAAGAUGACAAACUGAUCAUUGAAAUCCCCGUUAGAGGGAUAAGAAGGAAUCCUUGAAAACUUUUCCUAUGAAAUCUGACAUCCUUAGCAAGUCACAAAUUG